This is a messenger RNA of Macaca mulatta (Rhesus monkey), 704 nucleotides long. RefSeq names its product double homeobox A (gene DUXA). Gene Ontology annotation, molecular function: RNA polymerase II transcription regulatory region sequence-specific DNA binding; DNA-binding transcription factor activity, RNA polymerase II-specific. Gene Ontology annotation, biological process: regulation of transcription by RNA polymerase II. Gene Ontology annotation, cellular component: nucleus. Lineage: Eukaryota; Metazoa; Chordata; Mammalia; Primates; Cercopithecidae. The record is from RefSeq and is a predicted model, not a curated record.
AUGGCCGAAGAUACCUCUUCACACAAGAUGGUAACAACAAAUCACAGGCGCAGUCGCACCAAAUUCACAGAAGAUCAAUUGAAAAUCCUCAUCAAUACCUUCAAUCAAAAGCCUUACCCAGGUUACGCUACCAAACAAAAACUUGCUUUAGAAAUCAAUACAGAAGAGUCCAGAAUCCAGAUUUGGUUUCAGAAUCGAAGAGCUAGGCAGAGAUUCCAGAAAAGACCAGAAGCUGACACUUUAGAGUCAAGCCAUAGCCAGGGGCAAGAUCAACCUGGUGUAGAGUUUCAAAGUAGAGAAGCCAGACGGUGUCGUACCACCUACAGCACCUCUCAAUUACACACUCUCAUCAAGGCGUUUGUGAAAAACCCAUACCCUGGGAUUGACUCCAGAGAAGAACUUGCUAAAGAAAUCGGUGUUCCAGAGUCAAGAGUCCAAAUUUGGUUCCAAAAUCGAAGAUCUAGAUUACUUCUCCAGAGAAAAAGGGAACCUGUGGCUUCCUUAGAACAAGAAGAGCAGGACAAGAUUCCUGAGGGACUGCAAGGUACAGAAGAUACACAAAACGGCACCAACUUCAGUAACGACUCUCGUUUCUCUGGAGCCAGAACGUGGUGAACAUAGUCAAGUUCAGUGUACUCGAUAUUAUCCAUUGGGCCCCAAAUCUCUCUCACACUCUUUCUGGGAGUCUGUCCUUCUGUUGAAAC